CUUUUCUCUCCACUCUACUGUUUUACUUUCCCCUUCAUCUCCUUCUUCACAAAGUUCGAUAAUGGCGUCGAUCUCCACUCUCCUAUAACCAACUACUUCACAGAGAAGCAUGAGAAUGGAACCACAGUAUCCUAAACAGAGACAGUACGGAGUAGGCCCAAUGGAAAUGUCGAGACAGCCCUCACAGCACUCCGAUAACGACCGGAGCAGCGUUGAGCUUCGCGCACUGGAUUGCAACCUCACCUCCCUCUGUGACCAUAUCCAAUCGGAAGGCUUCAACAACGGAUCUUUCUCCGACGUCGUCGUCCACGCCAUGGGCUCCACCUAUCAUCUCCAUCGUCUUAUCCUCUCCCGUAGUUCUUACUUCAGAAAUAUGCUUCAUGGUCCUUGGAAAGAAGCCAAUGCUCCGAUUUUGACUCUACAAGUGGAUGAUAACAAUGUUAAUGAGGAGGCUAUUGCAAUAGCUUUGGCAUAUCUUUAUGGACAUCAUCCAAAGCUUAAUGAUAAUAAUGUAUUUCGUGUUCUUGCAGCUGCUUCCUUUCUUGACCUUCAGGAUUUAUGUGCAAUUUGCACGGACUUUAUUAUAUCAGAAUUGUGGACUUCAAACUUCUUAGCAUAUCAGGUGUUUGCAGAGAGCCAAGAUUAUGGCAUACAUGGAGAACGUGUUAGAAAUGCUUGCUGGGGCUACCUUUGCCAAAGUGGUGCUAUGGAGUUGAAAGAGGUGCUUCCAAAGCUUUCUGCUCAAACUUUGCAUGCACUACUGACAUCAGAUGAAUUGUGGGUACCAAGCGAAGAGGCACGGUUUGAACUGGCAUUGUACUCUCUUCUCUCAAAAUGUGCUCUUUCCAAGGCUGAACAUCCUGAAGAAGAAUGUUCCAUUUCUGAGAUGGGAACAAAUACGCAUUCUGAUUCUUCUGAAGUAACGGAAAAGAACUUGAUUGAUGGCUGCACUAAUAAAAUGCUGGAAUCUGAACUAGGGCAUAUAAGUUUGAAAGACAAACCUGAAGGGCAUGAUACUGGUCAUCAUGUUUUGGUUAAGCUUGCAGACUGUGUUGUUGAUUCUCACACAUUUGCUGAUUCCAAGCAACAGAUGAAACAAGCCGCAUGCGUUCAGUCUGAUUUGGAGCCAAGAUAUUAUUGCAACGUCGAACAACCCUUGUCAUGUAACUCAUUUUCAUAUACAAAGGACACUAGAUCCUCAUGUUCUUAUCUUGAAAUGCCUAUUGGUGCUGGAGCAAGUGGGUCGAGGGGCAGCGGUGUGGCUACGGAAGGGCCAUCUGAAGAAGGUUCAUGCUACCAAUUGAAUAACAAUAGUUGGCUUGCUGGGGACCCAAGACACUGUACUGCAGUGAACCCUUCCUGUAAUGGGCUCUUGGCUAAUGAAUGGGGAAGAUGUGGCAUGCCUCCUUUAUCAUGGGGUGGUAGGAUUGUGGGCCGAAGAGAGGUAAAAACUUGCGCACAAGGGAAUUGUGGGGUGAGUGGGGAAGAAUAUGAUGCAUUUGCCAAUGUUUUUGAAGGUGGCUCUCUUCUAUAUUGUAACAUGUCCUUUGAGGCACUGUUAAAUGUGAGAAAGCAGCUUGAAGAAUUGGGGUUCCCUUGCAAAGCCAUGAAUGAUGGUCUUUGGCUGCAGAUGCUUCUAAGCCAACGGGUGCAAGAAAUUGGCGCUGACACAUGCAAAAAUUGCUGCUUUGUGAGUAUGGCAUGUGCAUGCAGGCAGCAAUUUGGAGUUCUGCGUGGAGUUACUUCCACUGGUUAUUACCUGCAAGCUCAUGAUCAGAUUAAUCUAUCGAGCAAUAUCGGCAAUAUGUAUGUCACUGAUUCUGCUCAAGGUGAAGGAAAUGGCCUCUAUAGGCCUGUACGUGUGCAUGUUAGGGGGCCUAUCGAUGGACUAGCUGGUAUUGGAUGUGGAACUACAUUUGCACCAGCAGCUGCUUGGCCUCCCACACGUUUUGUCUUUUCUCGUGUACCCUUUGGUAUGGGCAAUCGAAACUGCCAGCAGUCUCUGGGUAAUGGUGAUUCUGAGAAUACAGCUGAUCACAAUGGGGACAUGGCUGGGGAUGGGUUGACAGCUUUGGUUGGGCUAAGCCAGGGAGGAAGCAACAUUGCUAAUGCUCAUGGAGAGCAAAUGGAGAGAGGAGGUGAGACAGAUCCAAAAAGCAGACUGGUUGGACCCUCAAUUGCUGGACCAAGUACCAGUGGUAUUCCUGUGCAGAUGCUAGACUCACCUGAGCAUGCCAUUGGGAUGGAGUGGGAGGACACAAACAGCUCUAUAUCAUUGGAUAUGAAAACACCUUUAAGUCAUUUCCCUCCCUUUCGCUUUGCAGUGGAAUUUCAGGAUGUGCACAGGCUCAGUGAUGGUCAAGUCAAGCACUCUUCAGAAGUAUUUUAUGCUGGUUCCUUGUGGAAGGUUAGCGUUCAGGCUUUUAAUGAUGAAGACCCCCAAGGACGCCGGACCCUUGGAUUGUUUCUUCAUCGACGAAAGGCAGAGAUAAGUGAUCCUCAAAGAAAGGUUCAUAUGUAUGUGGAUUCUCGUGAAAAGGUUACUGCUCGGUACCAGUUGAUAUGUCCAUCAAAAAGAGAAGUGAUGGUUUUUGGAAGCUAUAAACAAACCGGAACACUUCUGCCAAAAGCUCCCAAGGGAUGGGGUUGGCGCACAGCUUUAAUAUUUGAUGAGAUUGACGAUCUUCUCCAAAAUGGAGCUUUGCGAAUAGUUGCUGUGGUACAGCUAAUUUAACAGUGUUCAAGUCUGUGAUCCUAGUAGCUGUAAUUUGAUCAUUUUAACACUCACAAGUCAUAAAAAAAGCCCUUCUUUGUAUGGAACCACAGCUAAACAAUAUACUUGUCUUGUGAAUCGCUGCACCAGUUUGUGGACUAAAAGUCGGAAAUAUAUUCCAGCAUCCAUCAUGUUAUGCGAAUUCUAGCAGUCGUUAGAUUGUCCUACAUUACAAUGCCUAGUGUUUGCUAUUAUUGUUUAGUUUCAUUCGUUAUUAUUUUCUGUUAUAAUUAACCCGGGGGUGUUCGCCUUACAUUAUUCAGUUGAUUUGGAAUGUAAUAAGCUUUUUAU
Molecule: messenger RNA, 3064 nt
Organism: Ilex paraguariensis (yerba mate)
Lineage: Eukaryota; Viridiplantae; Streptophyta; Magnoliopsida; Aquifoliales; Aquifoliaceae
Source: the annotation of a GenBank genome assembly